AUGUCCAAAGGGUUGGGGCUCUUCCGAGCUGUCUACCUGGUAGCUUUAUGCUGCGUUGGUUCCUUUCUGUUUGCCUACGAUACCGGCAUCGUUGGCGGCAUCUUGACCUUCCCCAGUUUCCAAAGAGACUUUCGGUACACGAACAAGCAACGCGCCUCAGUCGGGUCAAAUUCUACGAGUCUACUGCAAGCCGGCGCCUUCUUUUCCUGCUUCUUUAUCUGGCCAUUUACCGCAAAAUUUGGUCGACGUUGGUCCCUCAUCCUCGCAUCCUGCAUCUUCAACAUCGGCGCUGUCGUACAGACGAUCAACACACACUCACUCGCCGCUUUCUAUGUCGCUCGGACUGUGUCUGGUGUCGGUGUGGGAAUGGCUACUGUGAUCGUCCCCAUGUACUCAGCUGAAAUGGCCCCAAAGAAUAUCCGUGGCAUGCUGGGAAGCAUGUUCCAGUUCUUCUUCACCAUGGGGGUCAUGACAUCUUAUUGGGUUGAUUAUGCAGUUGCAAAGCAUAUUUCAGACGACAGUAGCGUUCAGUGGCAGUUGCCAGUCGGCUUGCAGCUGGUGCCUGGAUCGAUCCUCGGCCUCGGCAUGCUUUUGACCAAGGAAAGCACGAGAUGGCUUGCUAAGAAGGGUCGUCACGAGGAGGCUAUGCAAUCACUUGUUUGGGUGCGCGGCGGAGACACGCACGAGGUACAGGAAGAGUUCGCGGAAAUCAUGAGCAGCAUUGAAGAGGAAAAUCGAGUCAUAGAGGGUGUGACUUGGAAAGAACUGCUACAGCCCGUCAAUCGAUACCGCAUCUUCCUUAUCAUUGCAUUGCAGAUUGGUGUCCAACUCACUGGAAAUACCUCUUUGGCGUACUAUGCCCCGCAAAUCUUCAGUCUCGUUGGCGCCGGCCAAAACAAGUUGCUGCUCACGGGAUUCUUUGGUUUUGUCAAGGUCAUUGCUUGCUUGUUUUUCUUGCUUUUCCUCGUCGAAAGGAUAGGACGCCGCGGGUCGCUUCUGCUUGGUGCUGGUUUUAUGGGCACGUACAUGCUCAUCGUAGCUGUUCUUACGGUUACCUUCCCGCCCAAUCCGACAGCGGGCCUCACCUCGCCAUCGAUUGCAUCCUUGACCAUGAUCUAUCUGGAAGCAAUGAGCUACAACAUCUCCUGGGGUCCAGUCCCUUGGGUAUACAUGGGAGAGAUUCUCACGGGUCGCACCCGGGAAGCAGGCAUCGCAAUUGGCACAGCUACCCAGUGGUUGUUCAACUUCGCCUUCUCCCAGGCUACUCCCCAUGCGGUAACAAACCUGGGUUGGAAAACCUUCGUCAUGUUUGCCGUCUUCAACUAUGCUCUUAUUGUCUUCGUUUGGUUCUGCAUCUCUGAGACUAAGGGCAAGUCUUUGGAAGAGAUGAAUGAA
Paraphaeosphaeria sporulosa is the source of this 1395-nucleotide messenger RNA. RefSeq names its product general substrate transporter. Lineage: Eukaryota; Fungi; Ascomycota; Dothideomycetes; Pleosporales; Didymosphaeriaceae. Gene Ontology annotation, cellular component: membrane. Gene Ontology annotation, biological process: carbohydrate transport; transmembrane transport. The record is from RefSeq and is a predicted model, not a curated record. The transcript is spliced from 4 exons. The annotation marks the transcript as partial. Gene Ontology annotation, molecular function: carbohydrate:proton symporter activity.